Molecule: messenger RNA, 978 nt
Organism: Quercus lobata
Lineage: Eukaryota; Viridiplantae; Streptophyta; Magnoliopsida; Fagales; Fagaceae
Product: protein BZR1 homolog 4-like
Exons: 2
Coding region: 4-693 (229 amino acids)
Biological process (GO): brassinosteroid mediated signaling pathway; DNA-templated transcription
Molecular function (GO): DNA-binding transcription factor activity
Source: RefSeq, a predicted model, not a curated record
AUAAUGAAGAGAUCAAAUGGUAGUAGUAAUGUGGGGAGGACAGAGAGCGAGAAGGAGAAGACGAAGAUGAGAGAGAGGAACAGAAGGGCUAUCACCACCAAGAUCUUUCAGGGCUUGAGGAAACACGGCGGUUACUGCCUUUCUCCUCGCGCCGACAUCAACGAGCUUCUUCGCCACCUCGCCAGUGAGGCUGGCUGGGUCAUCCUUCCUGACGGAACCACUUUCCGCUCUUCCUCCACCUCCUCCUCCAAUGGUUUGAGUUGCUGUGCUAUGUGUGGGACCGGGAUAACGAGCAACAAUACGACGCCGUGCAGCUCUGUUGUGAUGGGUGGUGGGGGUGGUGGAGGAGAGUACUGUGCUUCAACCACUGCGUCGCCUAUAGGAGACUCUAUGUCUAUGUCUAUGUCUGUGUCUAUGGUGAACAGCAACAUUAACAAGAUUGGAUUUGGUGGGUCCACGAGUAGUUCGCUGCCCGAAGAUGACAAUAGUCCACUAGAGCUCUACAUCUACGAUAAUGGGCUUCCCAGUGGGCUCCACCACCACCCCUCCUCCGCUUCUGGUGGCUGUGUUGGUGGGCCGUUGGUAAUGGGACCCCAAUAUCCUCAGCAGCAGCAGCAAAGUCAGUUGUACGUGCAGGAAGCCAUGGCGUCCAACCAGAACACGCCGGUGGGUUCACCUCUGGGUCGCGCUUGAUAAGAAGUUAGAAAGUUGGAAACUUCUUUUGAUUCUGUGGUACUAGGAGGCUGAAAUUGGAAACAAUUAGAAUAGUAAUGGAAAAGAAUAGAAGAAUAGGAAAAAAAACAGGUAUCGAUGUGGGUUUUCUUAAUUUUUUUUUUUUUUUUUUUUUGCUUAAUUGAUGAAGAAGAAACCCAGUUUGUAAUUAGUAAUAGUUUCUGGAUUAAUAUUACUAUAUCUCUUUCUCUUUGGCUUAGGGUUGUGGCUCAUAUUAAUGGUGCAAAAAAAAAGUUAUUAGGAACA